AGAUCGAGUCUCAUAGCCCAGCUGCCAAUAUCAUCGCUAUGGUGCACACAAAACAAAUCCAGUCAUCUUCAUUGCUCGCUCACAUCUCCCAUAUGCCCAGAGCAGAGCAGCAAGUCGACAACUCGUCCUCGCAACAAACCGUGCACCCUGCACGGUAUCCUACACUCACGGGUGAUCAAGUUCUCGGAUCUCGCUGGUCGAACUCCGAGGGCCUCGACGGCGAAUUCGGUGUGUCAUCUCAGUAUUCCACAUAUACCAUGGGCGACGCAUCCACAUGCACAAACAAUCCUUGUAUUAUCACCCAACAAUGGUCGACAACUCAACAGAAGACGACCUUUUGUCGCCAGCUACCAACUCCAACUCAAGCGCCACAGAAUCCUGUUUACAGUCUUAAUGCAAGCGCAGUUCAAACAAAGGAACAGUACUCGGCAUGCCUGCUGGCUCGGCAUUCUCUCAGCUCAGGACAGGGCGACGCACAUGCAUCUCAGACUGUACAAGGUCUCGCACGCCACUCGACAGCAUACCCACCGGCAACCUCAUUGUUCGCGUCUAAACAUGCAGACGACACUGCUUUCUUGAGCGACUUCGUGAACUUUGAGGAAUGCGAGGCUUCCUGUUCCAGUGAAAGUUCAUCUGGGAAAACCGUAGAGAACUCAGUGCACCAGCCCUCGCACUCGGUCGGUGCUCAUAAUGUCCGGACGUCCCACUAUCCUCCGUUCGUGCAAUCGGCACAGGGAUCACUACUGGUCAGUCAAAGACUACAGCAUAUAUUUUUUCAAUUACGGAUAAAAAUAAGGGUUUGUAUCAACACCUUCCAAUCUUUGCCACAACAAUGAACAAUAGGCGCUGCAUUAUCUGCACCCCACAUCGGCCCCGAGACUACGACACUACAAGCUCAGAGGACAAGCGUAUACAUCGGCGUAUCAUAACAGGAACCACUGUAGCC
Gamsiella multidivaricata is the source of this 946-nucleotide messenger RNA. RefSeq lists its product as uncharacterized. The transcript has a single exon. Lineage: Eukaryota; Fungi; Mortierellomycota; Mortierellomycetes; Mortierellales; Mortierellaceae. Bases 39 to 836 code for a protein of 265 amino acids. The record is from RefSeq and is a predicted model, not a curated record.